AGGCUGACGCUUGACUUCAUCCUGCUUCUUUCAAAACAUCAUUUUCGUUUCGAUUUUUCGUCUCUCCACUUUGGUUACCAUUGGCAUUUUCCGUUCCGCCUGAUUCGACGUAGUCUCGGUUGCUCAAGUGUUUUAUCGAUGUAAAGUUCAAUGUAGGCGUCGUUCAGCUUUCGCCUAUUCCACGCAGCGCGAGCUUAGCAGUGUGUGUGCGUGUGUGUGUGAGUGAGUGAGAGAGAGUGAGUGAGAGAGAGAGAGAGAGAGAGAGAGAGAGAGAGAGAGAGAGAGAGGAAGGAGGCGGUAUGGAGGUUUUGUGGCUCCUGCCGCUUCUCGUUGUGCCGGUCCUUUUUUGGACCAGCACCACGUUCGUUUUCUAUUUCAAAAAAUGUUUCUACGUGGCUUAUAUGAUGCUAUUGGCUUUGAUCGCGAUACCCAUCUGCAUCCUUAAAAGCGGCGGACGGGACGUCGAGAAUAUGCGGGUCAUUCGCUUCAUGGUGCGCCAUGUGAAGUACCUAUUGGGUCUGCGAUUUGAGGUUAGUGGCUGGGAACACCUGCACUCAGAGGGGCCGUAUGUAAUCAUCUCCAACCACCAGUCUUCACUUGAUGUCCUGGGUCUGAUGGAGGUUUUGCCUGAUCGCUGCACCACAAUUGCCAAGAAGGAGCUGCUGUGGGCAGGAACAGUGGGCAUGGUUUGCUGGCUGGGGGGCAUCGUGUUCAUCAACCGCAAGAAAACAAGUGAUGCUAAGAGCGUUAUGACCGACACUGCCAAGACCAUGCUACAUGACAAGAUCCGCCUGUGGGUGUUUCCUGAAGGAACACGGAACCAGAAAGGUGAUAUUCUGCCAUUUAAAAAGGGGGCAUUUCAUCUGGCAGUUCAGGCUCAGGCACCCAUCAUCCCCAUUGUGUUCUCUUCCUAUAGCAACUUCUACCUUCGGAAGGAGAAAGAGUUCAAAUCAGGAACGAUCACACUGAAGAUCCUCCCCAAAAUUGCUACCAAAGGCCUGACGUCAGAUGAUGUGUCGUCACUCUGUGACCGGUUGCAUGCUGUGAUGUGUGCUGAAUUUCGGAAAAUUUCCAGCCCAUCACCUCAGUCCAAUGGGCCGUCUAAUCACUGAGCAUUUCGGCGAUUUCAUCUACUGUUUCUCUCCUAUUGCCUCUCAUAGCUGCAAUGCUCUCUGGCGGCUAGAGACUUUGCAGUCAUGGUGAUUGACGGUAGCUGUGGCAACUAGACACUUCCAGUAUCUUCUUCAGUGUCCAUUUAAAGCCACAUUACACACACACCAACACUCACACUUAUAUGCCUAUAUAUACAAACACACCUAAUACACUCUGGUCUCUCAUUGGGACUUUUGGAAGUGUGUGGGUGUGGAGUUGAGGGCAGCGACCGCUGUCCUUGCCCAUUGGAGACAGUCUGUUUGGAGCAUUUUCCUUCUUUCAGUAGGUUUGUUUCAGAAAGGAAGUUUGUUGUGGAUGUGCAUUAAUCAUGCAUGCCUUUGGAUGCUUUUUCUCUCCUUUGCUUUUUUUUUUUAAAUCCUGGGUAGUUUGGCAUUUUAUUUUAUAUUUUUCGUCCCUUUCAUGAUAAUCAUUUACUUCUUACUAUCUGAUUUUUUAGGUCUUCACGUGCUCUCUUAAAUCAUUUUUCAUCUAGUUUUUGUUUGUUUAAUUGUCUUUUGCCAGCAGUCCUGCCUUAGGACUCAGCCAAUUAAAAGUGUACUUUAAGUGUAACUACCACCAGUGGCAAACUUUCACCAUUCCAAAACCUACCCCAUGAAGCAGAAGUCAGUAACUUGGGAGGAAUUUUUCACUUGGUUAUACUCAGUGUUGAUCAAAUAUUUUUCCCUAAUAAGCCUUAUCAUUAGAGUUUGCACGUAAAAAAAAAACUAAGCCUUUUUGUUGCUUAGCUUUAUUUAUUUUGUAUUCCUGCCUUUUUACAUUUUGUCCCUUGUUCUGGAAAACGUACCUCUUAAGCUGUAAAUGUAAAAGGUAAUUUCAUAAAGUGCAGUGUUGGAUUGUACUAGGCAUAUUGGCUACUAAAAAAAGUAAAUGAAAUAUAGCCUGUUAAAAUGUAGUAUUUAAUAAUUUAUUUCACAUGUGAAUUAGAAGUAGCUAUUUGUGGUGCUGUUAUCUUUGCUGUGAUGCAUUUAAUCUGUAUCAUAAGCUUACUCAGUGCUGCCAGAUUAAACAGUAUCCACCACAAUCUGGCUAUUUUUUUUAUCACCUUCAAAUAAAACAGCCUUAGUUUGCUCAUUGCGUUUCAAAGUAACAUUUCAGGACGGGUUCUAAGCAUCUACAUAAUGGUGCUUUUAAUCUGGCACAUGUAAAUGUACAUGUAGACAAACCGUUACAUAAGACCUUUGGUUAGCAUAGUUGUGGAUAAUUACAAAACCUUUGGUAUUCGUGUAUAACACUUCUAAAUCAAAUGUGGCCUGCUAUGAAAAUAAUAGAAUGAUUUUUAUAAUAACCUUUUUGGUUAAUGAUUAUUUAUUCAUAUGUUUAAUUUAAAAAAUACAUUUGUUAUCUUGGUAUAAUCAGGUAAUGUACUAAAACAAAUGCUAUAAAGUGUUCUUGUGCCAUGUGUGUGAAGUUUCUUAGCUGCCACUUACAGCACUGUGAGUCAGUUAGUGAUCAGUGAUGGAUGAGAGUAUUGAAGAGCGUGGGGUGGGUGACAUUGUUUUGAUUUGUUUUCUGAAAACUAUCAUUUUUCCCAAUACUGGCUCAGUUCAUUUUGUGUAAGAUUUCAGAUUUAAAGUAUCUUACUAAGGUUACCGUACUAAAAAUUAUGUAAAACCUCUUUUUUCCAUUGAAGGUAUAACCUUUAUUUUUAAAAAGAAUUUUCAAAAAAAGUAGCUGAACAAUAUUCUGAAAACCACCAAAUAUAUAUUUGAAGUUGAUUCUUGUUUAUCUCUGCUUGUCAUUUUUGAUUGACAAACUUUAAUUGUGCUUACUGUUGUUGAAACUAGGCAUUUCCAUACUUGUAUUUCCAUUUCAUUUGGGGUGAAAUAAAUAUUUGUUUCAUUCGAAAUGCCAA
Tachysurus fulvidraco (yellow catfish) is the source of this 3025-nucleotide messenger RNA. It is a transcript of the gene agpat2, whose product is annotated as 1-acylglycerol-3-phosphate O-acyltransferase 2 (lysophosphatidic acid acyltransferase, beta). Bases 300 to 1112 code for a protein of 270 amino acids. Gene Ontology annotation, molecular function: 1-acylglycerol-3-phosphate O-acyltransferase activity. The record is from RefSeq and is a predicted model, not a curated record. The transcript is spliced from 6 exons. Gene Ontology annotation, cellular component: membrane; endoplasmic reticulum. NCBI's taxonomy places the organism in Eukaryota, Metazoa, Chordata, Actinopteri, Siluriformes, Bagridae. Gene Ontology annotation, biological process: phosphatidic acid biosynthetic process.